AUGUAUAUAACUACCGAAGGAGUGAAGUCUUCCAUCGUUAACUCGGCCACCGAUUCGAGUCGUAUCACCAUGCAAGCAACCGGCGCAUUGUCGUGGCGAAGAUCAGAUAUUAAAUACAGAAAGAACGAGGCUUUUGUCGAUGUGAUUGAGGAUGUUAACCUGUUAAUGUCUGCCACCGGAACUGUGCUACGAGCGGACGUAAACGGACACAUAGUUAUGCGAACAUACCUCAGCGGAACCCCAGAAUGCAAGUUUGGCCUUAAUGAUCGGCUCUUGCUAGAUAACGAUGAUGCCAAUGGCCUGCCCGGAAAACCAAGGACAACGCGGGCUGCGGCGGGCAGCGUUACCCUUGAAGACUGCCAGUUCCAUCAAUGCGUUAAGCUAGGCCAGUUUGAUGCUGACAGAAUCAUCUCUUUCAUCCCACCUGAUGGCGAAUUUGAGCUGAUGAGAUAUCGAGCGACUGAAAACGUGAACCUGCCUUUUAAGGUCCAUCCUAUCGUCCGUGAAGUAGGAACCACGAAAGUUGAGUACAGCAUUGCUAUAAAGGCAAACUAUGGCCCAAAAUUAUUUGCUACCAAUGUCGUUGUCCGAAUACCUACCCCACUUAACACGGCUAAGAUCACGGAGCGGACGACCCAAGGAAGGGCCAAGUAUGAACCGGAACAUAACAAUAUAGUCUGGAAGAUAGCGAGGUUCUCCGGUCAGAGUGAAUUUGUCCUUACCGCCGAAGCUACCUUGACCUCCAUGACACAGCAAAAGACCUGGAGCCGGCCGCCUCUCAGCCUUGCCUUCAGCUUGCUUAUGUUCACGAGCAGUGGGUUGUUAGUGCGCUAUCUGAAGGUAUUUGAAAAGGGGAACUACAGCAGUGUGAAAUGGGUUCGAUAUAUGACACGUGCUGGAAGUUAUGAAAUAAGGCGGUUUGUUUAUGCAUGGGGUAUCGGCGUCUCGGCUCGGCAUCUGCAAACAAUGUAA
Messenger RNA from Trichophyton rubrum CBS 118892, 972 nucleotides. RefSeq lists its product as uncharacterized. The coding region runs from base 1 to 972 and encodes 323 amino acids. Gene Ontology annotation, biological process: intracellular protein transport; clathrin-dependent endocytosis. The record is from RefSeq and is a predicted model, not a curated record. Gene Ontology annotation, molecular function: clathrin-cargo adaptor activity. Gene Ontology annotation, cellular component: cytoplasmic vesicle; AP-2 adaptor complex. The transcript is spliced from 2 exons. Lineage: Eukaryota; Fungi; Ascomycota; Eurotiomycetes; Onygenales; Arthrodermataceae.